This is a messenger RNA of Betta splendens (Siamese fighting fish), 1801 nucleotides long. It is a transcript of the gene cstf2, whose product is annotated as cleavage stimulation factor, 3' pre-RNA, subunit 2. The record is from RefSeq and is a predicted model, not a curated record. The transcript has 14 exons. Bases 63 to 1589 code for a protein of 508 amino acids. Lineage: Eukaryota; Metazoa; Chordata; Actinopteri; Anabantiformes; Osphronemidae. Gene Ontology annotation, biological process: mRNA 3'-end processing. Gene Ontology annotation, cellular component: mRNA cleavage and polyadenylation specificity factor complex. Gene Ontology annotation, molecular function: mRNA binding.
CGUGAAGGCGGAUAUCGUCUGACUUCUUACUUCCUGGUGUCACGAUAAUUUCUGUCCCCAACAUGGCGAACGUUGCUGCUGCUGCCUCGGCUGCUGCGGCCGCGGCUGCUGCGGCGAACAGAGACCCAGCAGUUGAUCGUUCCUUGCGAUCGGUGUUCGUGGGUAACAUUCCGUAUGAAGCUACAGAAGAACAACUGAAAGACAUCUUCUCUGAGGUCGGACUUGUUGUAAGUUUCAGGUUAGUAUAUGACAGAGAGACAGGAAAACCAAAGGGAUAUGGCUUCUGUGAAUAUCAAGACCAGGAGACUGCUCUUAGCGCCAUGCGUAACCUGAACGGGAGAGAGUUCAGUGGUCGUGCUCUCCGUGUUGACAAUGCUGCCAGCGAGAAAAACAAGGAAGAGCUUAAGAGUUUGGGAACAGGAGCCCCCAUCAUCGAGUCCCCUUAUGGAGACAGUGUCCAGCCAGAGGAGGCCCCGGAGUCCAUCAGUAGAGCUGUGGCCAGUCUGCCACCGGAGCAGAUGUUUGAACUUAUGAAACAGAUGAAGCUAUGUGUGCAGAACAGUCCCCAGGAGGCAAGAAACAUGCUGCUGCAGAACCCUCAGCUGGCUUAUGCUCUGCUGCAGGCCCAAGUAGUCAUGCGGAUUGUUGACCCAGAGAUAGCUUUGAAAAUGCUCCAUCGUCAAACUACAGUCCAGCCUCUUGUUCCUAGCGGCCAAGGUGGAGGAGCACCACCAGUCAAUCCACCUCCUGCGCAGUCCAGUGUGCCGGUAUCUCAGCCACAACCUUUGCCAGGAAUGCAUGUGAAUGGAGCCCCUCAGAUGAUGCAGCCUCCCAGCAUGGGGGUUGUCCCUGGACCAAUGCCUGUACCAGGUCCAGGACCAGGAGCAGGACCAGUCGGCCCUCCAGGAAACCUUCAGCAUUCUCCCACAGGAUCGUCUGGGCAAGCUGCUAUCGAGCGGCCACAAGGACCAGGUGGCAUCCCCCCCAGAGGCCUGCUGGGAGAUGGACCUAAUGACCCCAGAGGAGGAACUCUGCUCUCUGUCACUGGAGAAGUCAUUGACCCGAAUCGGGGUUACAUGGCAGCCCCACCACCCCACCACCCAGGACAUCAAGCUCCGCCUGUACACAUGAGCCAAAUGCCAACCGGACCCCCAAUGGACAUGAGAGCUCCACAAAUUGGUGAACCAAGAAAUGUAAUGGGAGACCCCCGCGUGCCAAUGAUGGAGCCGCGGGCCCCUCCGAUGGAAACCAGAGGUCGAGACCCGAGGGCGAUGGACGCCCGUGGCCCAGUGGUGGGACAGCGGGUCCCCAUGGCAGGAGCAAUGCCAGGCCCCAUGCCUCACGGCAUGGGUCCAAACCCAGUUCCACCUACAAGACCGGGUCCUGGUAUUUCUGGUGUGCCACCGUCGGGAGGAGGGUUCAGUCCAGGACAGAGCCAGGUGUCCACACAGGACCAGGAAAAGGCUGCUUUGAUCAUGCAAGUUCUCCAGCUGACCCCGGAACAGAUUGCCAUGUUGCCCCCAGAGCAGAGGCAGAGCAUCCUCAUCCUGAAGGAGCAGAUUCAGAAGACGGCUGGCGGAGCACCGUGACCACUUCAGCUUCAAGACACAGGACUCCACCCAGCGCUUGUCACGUUCUGCUUGACUCUGGUUUUAGUUUGGAAUUUUGUAUAGUUUGUUUUUUCUUACCACAUUAUUUCCUGUAGGAAAGAGUUUUUGUUUGUGGACUAAAUGUUAUUCCCCAAAGCCGACUGUUCUCAGCUGUGAUAUUGUUUUGUCAAUAAAACAACAAAAUAAACGUA